GCUCGUGUAGCACCAACGGCGAUUCUCGCGCCGUUACAAGUAGGUCCAGUUGUGGCACAAUAGGUGGGACAAAUGGCGCAGACGGUGGUGCCACCAAUAGGAGGGCAACCAGGAGGAGCGGCGCCACCCCCUGUUCAACAAAUGGUGACGAUGAUGAGGGAGAUGAUGCAGCGAAUGAUGGCCAACGCGGCGGCGCAAGCGGUAUGGUGGAGGAGGAGAUCCCAGGGACAGAUCGGACUGCUUGGGAACCAUCACGAACUCGAACAGGGGUUGCUGGAUCCACCUGGAACGGACUGGACUGCUGCUGUAAUAUCUGGACCGGUCUGGAGAUGCCUGGACCCAAACUGGGAGCUUCUGGACCACUGCCUAUGCCGCUGGGCCGCAUACUCGCUAAUGGGCCGCGCGAGGUAACAAAGUGGGCCGUAGACGCGCGCUGUUGGACAACGAAAGUGGGCUGGGAGGCUGACAUUGCGCGCGGGCUUGGUCGGGCUUUUCGCGGGUUGUGCUGUGAGAUGUGCUGGGCCGAGAUGCGGGCUUCUCACGGGCCGCGCGGGCUGCUUUGGCCCGCGCACGUCUUCUCUUCACUACUAGGUGAAAAAAGAGAAAACUGUUGGUGGUGGGUUUCGAACCC
Molecule: messenger RNA, 631 nt
Organism: Striga hermonthica
Lineage: Eukaryota; Viridiplantae; Streptophyta; Magnoliopsida; Lamiales; Orobanchaceae
Source: the annotation of a GenBank genome assembly